This is a messenger RNA of Acanthoscelides obtectus, 1022 nucleotides long. The record is from the annotation of a GenBank genome assembly. Lineage: Eukaryota; Metazoa; Arthropoda; Insecta; Coleoptera; Chrysomelidae.
AACAAGAAUCAGCACUCCUUAUUUGUAUAUAUUUGGAUCUAGUUCACAUUAAACUGUUCUCCAACUUGUUGAUCUGUGUCAAAAGUGUUCAACCUAACCCAACUUUUUCUGUUGCAGCGCACCAAAACAACUGGUUCCACAAUUUUAAACUUUCGUGAUUAAAAUCAGAUAAUGGCCCAGAGAUAUCCAACCAACUGGGAUAUAGAAAAAUAUAUAGAUGACACAGAGCCUGAACACCAUUGGGAGUUGAGGAAGGCUUUUAUGAAUGCCCAUAAAGGAAAGUUUCAAGAAGACUAUCUUGUAGCCCUUGCUAAAACAUUCACAAAUAUAGAAUUUCUGGGGUGUAUUUAUCCAGAGGGUUUGAUGGUAAGAAUUGCUGAACUUUCUAAGGAUGUGGCUAAAGAAUAUAGAGAAAUUAAAAAGACAAAGUUACAGAGGACUUUUGUAUCUGGAUCGAAUGCUGCUGAAAACAAAAUAAAGAGGAGGAGAACAGAUCCAGGAGUUGUCCAACACAUUAAAUAGCUUGUAGAGCGAUUUAUAAAAUCAAUAGUAUAAUGAUUUAUAUAACAUUUUUUAUCUUCUAUAAGCUAUAAUUAAAAUUGAUAAUAAAUUCGUAUAAAAUAAAUACAAAACAAUGAAAAAAGUACUUUUUAUAACAGCAUAAUGUUUAAUGUUAGUCUACCAUCCUAUUAAUAAAGAUUUUUUAUAGUAAUUAUUUGUUCAAAUUAUUAUUACUGGUGUUAUGCAGGGCUUCAAUUGAAGCACUGAGCUGUUCCAGUCUUUGAAUCAGUUGGCUCAUUGUGUUUUGGGACCGCUGGAUAUUCUCGUCACUUAAGCCAGGAACUGUAGCAGAACCAAGGUCAAAGUGCAGCUUGGCCAAUUUCUCUUGUUGUUCCCUGAAAAUCAUUCAACAUGCCUGUAAAAUGAAGAACAGUGAAGGCUACAAUUCGUUCUUCCAUCAUCUUGGUAGACUCUAUGUUUUAAAAUUGAUAGAUUGGUAUAAACUCAAAGGCAAAUAAAGC